Eleginops maclovinus (Patagonian blennie) is the source of this 2816-nucleotide messenger RNA. RefSeq names its product very long chain fatty acid elongase 6-like. The record is from RefSeq and is a predicted model, not a curated record. Gene Ontology annotation, biological process: fatty acid elongation, monounsaturated fatty acid; very long-chain fatty acid biosynthetic process; sphingolipid biosynthetic process. Gene Ontology annotation, molecular function: fatty acid elongase activity. Gene Ontology annotation, cellular component: endoplasmic reticulum membrane; endoplasmic reticulum. The transcript is spliced from 4 exons. Lineage: Eukaryota; Metazoa; Chordata; Actinopteri; Perciformes; Eleginopidae. Bases 107 to 919 code for a protein of 270 amino acids.
AGGAGGCAGACAGACUGCAGGAAGACACACACACACACACACACAUACAGGACUCUCACAGGACUCUCACUUUAUAUUCCACAUUAGUUUUAAUAAUACUGUCACCAUGGAGCUGCUGCAGCUGAACGCCUCGGAGCUGCCGCUGUCUGAGUGGAGCUUCGAGAGGCGCUUCGACGAAAGGGGAGCCAUACAGUGGAUGCAGGACAACUGGAGUAAGUCGUUUGUGUUCAGCGCUCUGUACGCCGCCCUGGUGUUCGGAGGUCGGCACUACAUGAAGCUCCGUCCCAAGAUGAACCUGCGGCUGCCGCUCGUCCUCUGGUCGCUCACCCUCGCCGUCUUCAGUAUCAUCGGGGCGGUGCGGACCGGGUCCUACAUGGUUCACAUCCUGAGCUGCAGCGGCUUCAGACGCUCCAUCUGCGACCAGAGCUUCUACAACGGACCGGUCAGCAAGUUCUGGGCGUACGCCUUCGUGCUGAGCAAGGCACCUGAGCUCGGCGACACAGCUUUCGUGGUUCUGAGGAAGCAGAAGCUGCUGUUCCUGCACUGGUACCACCACAUCACCGUGCUGCUGUACUCCUGGUACUCCUACAAGGACAUGGUGGCGGGCGGCGGCUGGUUCAUGACCAUGAACUUCGGCGUCCACGCGCUCAUGUACAGUUACUAUGCUGCUCGUGCAGCCGGGCUGCGAGUGCCGCGGCCGCUCGCCGUGCUCAUCACCAGCGCGCAGAUCAGCCAGAUGGCGAUGGGGCUGCUGGUGAGCGCACUGGUGUACCGCUGGAUGAACCACGCCGACUGUCCCACGCGCAUCGACAACAUCGGCUGGGCGGCCGUCAUGUACCUGAGCUACCUGCUGCUGUUCUCCAACUUCUUCUACCAGACCUACCUGCGCCGCCGUGACGCGCACCUGAAGAAGGAGUAGAGGCCAGGUGCAUUGUGGGGGAUCUGACGCUGCUAUGAACUCUGAUCUUUCAGUGUUUCUCCUUCAGGAGGGAAACUGCCUCCCCUUUGUCCACCAGGUCCAGAUCUCUAACUUCUGCUCUCUAAGAACUGAUCCUCUCCUUCAGGAGGGAAACUGCCUCCCCUUUGUCCACCAGGUCCAGAUCUCUAACUUCUGCUCUCUAAGAACUGAUCCUCUCCUUCAGGAGGGAAACUGCCUCCCCUUUGUCCACCAGGUCCAGAUCUCUAACUUCUGCUCUCUAAGAACUGAGCCUCUCCUUCAGGAGGGAAACUGCCUCCCCAGGAGGUCCAUGAACGCAUGCUUCCUGCAGGAGAGGUUCGUUCUGCUAUUACCAACUCUAUCUGAUCAGAGCUUCUCUUCAGGAUGGAAAGUCUCUGAUGGCCUUCCCUUCAUCUUCUGUGUCCGGUACCUUCUUUAACCCUCCAGCACGUUCAGAGCUGCAGGUUCCUGAAGACCUGUUUCUGUUGCAGGGAUCUGUGCAGAGAGAUUUGAGCAGUCAGACAGAAACAGGAAGCCAGUGUUUCUGAAACAAAGGAGUCCGUUUAGGAGUUUUAUAAAUAAAUGAAUUGGUGUUUUAGAAAUCGCUUCAUCAGAACAGAAAUGAUUUCCAGUCUUCAGACAGGCUCAUUUUAUUUCAUACGGAAACGUUCAUUUUAACACACCUUCAUAUGGUUUUUACCCUGAGAACCAAAAUAAUCAUGUCCGGCAAAGCUGUUUUUGGAAAGCCGAAAGAAUCAGUCAAACAUUUUAUAACAGAUUAAUGGUUAAGGGGAUAAAUGUCAGAAAAUGCGAAUUAAGAAAUGAGGGAUUAAAUGUGAAGGAAGAUUUAAUGUUGAAGUCAUGGAUAUAUGAGAAAAAUUACAGAUUAAAUAUUUAAAAUUUACCAGAAAAAACCUUUACAAAAACCCCAUUUUUGUUGUUGUGUAACCUUACAACUUGAACCUGGAAAUCCAGGAUUUGUAUAUCAAUAUUAACCCCUAUAGCAGCUCCCUUGCCGCCAUUACAUCGUGCCCAAUACGCUGUCCUAUGAUCAUUAUGGACUACAUGUAUUGAUCGGAGUAAAACGGUUAUGGCCAGCGCUAAGCUAAAGGCGGCUAACCUCUCGUUGUUCACUUCCCCACGCGUCACUGAGUUUCUGCACGGAUUGAAAACCUCCUCACUGAUCGAGCACCUCAUUAAUUCAGCUCUGCGACUUCACAACGUUUAUCACCACCUUUUUUAAAAUAAUGUUUAGUUGCUUAACAUGCGGAGUUCAUCUAGUCUUCAUCCAGCAAACUAAAAUUGGUCACAAAUAAUGACCAUGCAUUUUAAGUUAAUUGCAUAACGAGUCGCUAAUAUCUGAAAUAUGAAACCUGUUAAAUUACCAUAGUGAUUAUUUGGUGACUAUAUUCCCUCAGAUGGACGUACAGUUUCGCACUCGGUUUACCUUUAAUAUCCCUCUCUGCUCGUUAACCUGCCCAGGUGUUUUCCAUCCAGAACUUACAGCUAAAUAAAAUCUAUUUAUUGCGUUAGUAUUUAUUAGACGCAUGACGGCGGAGUGUCGCCCGAGCGUUUCCGAACUAUUCCACUGAAUGUUUUUUAUUAACUCGCCUGCUGAAUAUUUAUCUUUUUGUACGUUUUACAUUUUGUUUUCUAAAAGCUGUCGUUAAGAAAUGUCUUCUCACAAACCGGUUAAAUUAAAUCUGUGCUUCAAUAUUUUAUUUUAAAGUGUGUGACGGGAAGUUUGUGGCUCUGGAAACAAAGGUAUUAAAGAUGAGGAUUUUCUGUAUGAGCACACUUUAUAUGAACAAGAACACAUGAAGACCUUCGAGUUCCAUAAAUGUAUUUAUUGUUUGAAAAAUAAAGAAGCUGUUUUAUA